ACACCUUAAUAAAAUGAACUGAACUUUAAUUACAGUGAUGUAUCGUUUCAGUAAAUGACAUAGUUCUUUGUAUACGAGUAAAAUGGGUUUGGAUUUUGACGUGUUAGAGUUUUGCAAAAAACUGCGGCAAAAUCGUCCUCCGCCGUACCAGUGUCCUUUAGAGAAAUGCGAUAAAGUGUAUAAAAGUUUGUGUGGGUUGCAGUACCAUCUGGUGAACUACGAUCAUGAUAAUCCCACGCCUGUGACGCCGUCGGUUGUGAAUAGGAAAAAGGGUUGGAGGACGCGAGCUCCCGUGCCUACGGGUGAUAUAGCCCUUCAAAGCCCUCCGAAAGAAGCUUUAACUUUUGCUGAAGCUCAAAAAGUAGUGCAGUUUGAAAUAGAUGGCAAGAUAAGUAGGAUUUCCAUAGAUCAACCUUUGCCUAUAAUGUCUUUGGAAGAUUGGGAGAAAAAGAAUGCAGAGUUGGAAAAGCCUGUAAAUUUUGUGGAGCCGCCUCCGGAGCCUCAUGUGAAAUUGCCUGAAGCCAGCUUCAAAUUAAUCCCAGACUACAAUGAAAGAAUAUGCGAUGCCCCACCCCAACCAAAUGCAUACAUACGAUUCAUAGAGAAGUCAGCAGAGGAACUAGAUGGAGAAGUGGAAUAUGAUGUAGAUGAAGAAGACACAGCGUGGCUGGCGAUAGUUAACAAGACACGGGCAAAGCAGGGAUUGCCCCCUGUGUCCGUCGAUACUUUGGAAUUACUUAUGGACAGAUUGGAAAAGGAGUCAUAUUUUCAGGCAUCUCAGAGUGGUCAGCAAACAUCAGCAACAGUGGACGAAGAUGCUGUGUGCUGUAUCUGCAUGGACGGUGAAUGCCAGAACACUAAUGUCAUUUUGUUCUGUGACAUGUGCAAUCUAGCCGUACACCAGGAUUGUUAUGGGGUCCCAUACAUCCCUGAGGGCCAGUGGCUGUGCAGGAGAUGCCUUCAAUCACCAUCUCGUGUUGUCAACUGUGUACUGUGCCCAAAUACUGGAGGUGCAUUCAAGCAAACUGAUCAAGGGACGUGGGCGCAUGUCGUCUGUGCGCUAUGGAUCCCCGAAGUGCGAUUCGCCAACACUGUAUUCUUAGAACCUAUUGAUUCGAUCGAGAUGAUCCCCGCGGCCAGAUGGAAGCUGCAGUGCAUGGUGUGCAAGGCUCGUGGCGCCGGCGCCUGCAUACAAUGCCACAAACCCAAUUGCUACGCCGCCUUCCAUGUCACCUGUGCGCAGCAAGCUGGACUGUACAUGAAGAUGGAGGCGGCGGGCGCGGGGCGGGAUUCCAGCCAGCCUGUACAAGUCGCUAAAAUGGCCUACUGCGAUGCACACACGCCGGCUCACGUCUUACAGGAACGACGGGCACAAGAAGCUGAGGAAGGCAACAAAUCAACAGAUCUUUCUGCAAUCAGGCAAAAGGGUAGAGAAAAAAUAAAACAGGCUCGUCGCGUCUUAGCAAUGAAACGUACAUGGGCUCCGGUGGUCUUAGUGCCAACUCUACCAGCUGCUAGAGUGGCCCAUGUUGCCCAGCUCGCUAGUGGAACGCCUGCCGCUAGGGCUCAACUUAUGAAACGAUUGCUAGCGUAUUGGACGCUGAAGCGACACAGUCGCAAUGGAGUACCUUUGCUGAGAAGGCUACAGAGUCGUCCUACACAACAUGGGAGAGGUAUUCAGGAUGCGACUGUCAACGUAAGAGAGCUAUGUAAUCAGCUCAAGUACUGGCAGCGUAUACGACAAGACCUGGAGCGAGCAAGGUUACUCUGCGAACUCGUCCGCAAACGCGAGCGUCUAAAGGCAGAAUACACUCGCGUAUGGGAGCGCUGCGUUGUCCACGCUUUGCGGCCGGCGCGUGCCAUAUUACACAAACUCUUGCGGCUGCUAAGGCAACACGAUCAUAGUGAUGUCUUCUCUGAACCCGUGGACUUGCAUGAGGUACCUGACUACAGCAGCGUUGUAAAACACCCGAUGGACCUAAGCACGAUGGGCAAGAAGCUAGACCGCGGUGCAUACAAUUCUAUAGACGACGUCGAGGCGGAUUUCCAGCUCAUGAUCGAUAACUGCCUUACAUAUAAUAAUAAGGACACUGUGUUUUAUAAAGCGGGCGUAAAAAUGCGCGAGCAGUGCAUGCCAAUAUUUCGUCAAGCGCGUCGUGACGUCAUCGCAGCUGGCAUGGCGGAUUUAGCCGGCAACGGUGAUACAGCUAGCAGCCCCGAACCUGAAAGACUACGUCGAAGUCCGUCUAGAGGUCGACGAAGUCCGUCACGAAAUCGACGCAGUCCGUCAAGAAAACGUAGUCCGUCAAGAAACCGACGAAGCCCAUCCAAAAUUCGACGAAGCCCAUCGCGAAAUCAGCGAAGUCCAUCAAGAAAGCGAAGUCCGUCUAGAAGUCGACGAAGCCCGUCAAAAAAUCGAUCUAGUCCGUCUAGAAGGCGAAGUCCGUCACGAAGUCGACGAAGUCCGUCACCUGGUAGAAGCAUGUCGAGAAGACGCAGUCCAUCACGAAAGCGAAGUCUUUCGCGUAGUCGCGAUAGUAGUACCGAUAGUGAUAGAACGGCAGCAUCAGAUAUACCUAGCGAGCCUGGGGCAUCACAUGCUAGAAAUAUUCAACGCCAGUCAAGUGUAAGAGGUUCUGAUGAUGAUAAUACGCGCGACGAUUUUUCCGUCGUAUCAACGUCGACGAAGCGCGAAGUACGUACACAAUGGCGCCGUGGCCGAGGCAGGGGCAGGCGCGGCCGCAGGGGGAGGGGACGAGUCACUGUUGCAGCGGCUAGGCAAGAUAAUGAGACUGCAACUUCUGGCUCCGAGACGCCUAUACCACCGAUGAAAAGUGCCGAUCGUUCGCACAAGCUAGCCACGCCUACACCGGACAAAUCGCCCUCCAAAAUUGCAGAUUCGGGACCCGGUCUGAGUCUUUUGGGUGGUCUACGCAAGCCUACAUUGCUAGUGGGUCAGUCUACAUUAACUACACCACCGAAAAACUUUGGCUCGGACGCGUCUCUACCAACAUUGUCGGCGAGUCUCGGCCGUUCCAAUUUAGACACUUCACCGAAGAAGAAAGGGCGCGGUCGCCCGAGGAAGCUUGACAAAGAGUCUACUUCUUCGCCUGACUUGUUUAGAACUAUGCAAGGUGAAGGCAAAUCAAUAUCGACUCCUGUGCCGGCGUCGUUUCUUCAGUACCGCGGUCCACCGGGAGAAGUAGGUUCCGAUAGCGACGGACUGUCAAGAUCUUCAAGCAGCAGCUCUGCGUGGUCGCAGUCGUGCUCAUCCUGCACUCAUUACGACGACGACAAUGCAUCCGAUCACUCCUGCUCUAUGAGCUCUAGCGACGGAUCGAGCUAUAACGAAACCAUGGAUUCUAACGUGGAAGGCGGCAGUGGCGCAGAGCGUAGGCGGCGCUCGCGCAGAACCGCUGUGCAUACUGACAUGUCCGAUAAUGACACACCUACUACACCCGUCAAGGGCCGCGGCACUCGGUCGACGACGUCGAGAACCCCAGUGAAGAGCUCCACCGUUGAUUUACAGCUGGAACCACUGCAACUUGUUUGGGCCAAGUGCAGAGGAUAUCCCUGGUAUCCGGCGCUAAUAAUCGACCCAAAAAUGCCAAAAGGCUACAUCUACAAAGGCGUACCACUUCCCGUACCACCACAAGACGUACUGAGCCUGAAGAAAAAUCACUCUCACGAACCAAUACUGUACUUGGUGUUAUUCUUCGACGUAAAAAGAACUUGGCAGUGGCUGCCACCUAAUAAACUGGAGCUUUUGGGUAUAGAGAAAAGCAUCGAUCAAUCGAAAUUAGUUGAAUCUCGCAAACCAACAGAUAGAAAAGCUGUAAAGAAAGCUUAUAACGACGCAAUGCAGUUCAGAAAGCAAGUGGACGGUGAGGAUAAAUGACACAGGUUUAGAUAUAGGUCCCGUAGACCUAGAAACCGGACUUUUAGCUUUGGGAACUUUUCUAUGAUGCGUAUACAGACCCCGGAUAGUACUGAUUCUAGUGAUUGAAUUCUGUUCCUCUGGUAUUCCUAGUGCAUGGACUUCCCUAGUUUGAGACCAGGUAUUUGGUGUGAUUGUCUAGCACGUUACCACGUUACUAUUUUUAUUAGUCUGUUUGAUAUAACACAAUGAACACCAUCGAAGUCGUAAGAGGUGACCAGGGUAGCCAGGCUCUUUGGGGACACCUGGCCUACCGAUCAGACCAGAAAAAUCAAUGUCUACUAGAUGAUUAAAAUAUUAACUACAGAUAGGAAUGAAACUAUUUUUCCGGAUUUAAAUCGCGUAUAUUUGUUUUUUCAAACAAACCGACGUUUC
This is a messenger RNA of Hyposmocoma kahamanoa, 4312 nucleotides long. RefSeq names its product bromodomain-containing protein 1 (gene Br140). Gene Ontology annotation, molecular function: protein binding. Gene Ontology annotation, cellular component: MOZ/MORF histone acetyltransferase complex. Lineage: Eukaryota; Metazoa; Arthropoda; Insecta; Lepidoptera; Cosmopterigidae. Bases 83 to 3898 code for a protein of 1271 amino acids. The transcript is spliced from 23 exons. The record is from RefSeq and is a predicted model, not a curated record. Gene Ontology annotation, biological process: regulation of transcription by RNA polymerase II.